Molecule: messenger RNA, 2967 nt
Organism: Plasmodium knowlesi strain H
Lineage: Eukaryota; Apicomplexa; Aconoidasida; Haemosporida; Plasmodiidae
Product: translation initiation factor IF-2, putative
Exons: 1
Coding region: 1-2967 (988 amino acids)
Molecular function (GO): translation initiation factor activity; GTP binding; GTPase activity
Source: RefSeq, a predicted model, not a curated record
AUGAGUAAAAAUAAAAAGGGGAAGAAAAAGGAUGACUUGGACGCAAUCCUUGCCGAAUUCGGUUUUGACGAAAAGCGGGAAGAUGAAGUAAAGGACCAGAAGGACAAGGGAGGAGAAGGAGUCAACGGAGAAGCAGGCGGUGCAGGUACCCCUGCUGGUGCAGAGGAAAAUGAGGCGACCAAAAUGUCCAAGUCGAAAAAGAAAAAGGAAAAGAUGAAACAGAAGAAGGAGCAAAUGAAGGGCAAGGAAAAUGUAGAAGAGGGGGAUGAAGGAGAAGCGAAGAAGGCAAUGGCCGAGCAGGGCGCCGAUGAGGCAGAUGCCAAUGAUGAUGCUAAUGAUGAUGCUAAUGACGCCGCCAAUGAUGGUGCCAAUGAUGCCGCCAAUGAUGGUGCCAAUGAUGCCGCCAAAAAGAACAAGAAAAAGAAAAAAAAGGACAAGGAGAAAGGGAAGGAACAAAAAGGCACGUCAGGGAUGUCAGAAAUGGCCAAAGCAGCCGCGGAAAGGCUCAGGCUACUAAAGGAGUAUGAAGAAAAGAAAAGGGAAGAGGAAAAAAGAAAACAAGAAGAGGAAGAAGAAAGGAUUCGAAAGGAGGAGGAAGAAAAGGAAAAAAAACGAUUAGCUAAAUUGGAAAAAAAAAUGCAAUUAAAAAAGGAAGGAAAAUUGUUAAGUGCAAAAGCCAAGGAAGAAAAAAAAAAAAAAGAAUUGUAUUUGAAAACCCUGAAAGAAUCUGGGGUACUCAUCGAACCGAAGGAAAAAGCCAAAGCGGAAAUCAUCAACAUCGACUUGAACAAAACAAAGGCUUUCUUAAAGAAGAAGAAGAACAAAACGAAUGCUAACACAAGUGGAAGCGGAAAUAUGAAUAACAACGCAGAUGGGGCAGGAGGUACUACACCCCAGGGGAACAAGCUAGUUGAAGAACAAGCCAAAGACGAACCCAAAGAAAUUGUCUUGGACGACUGGGAGGAUUUCCUCAACGUGGAUGAAGAAAGUAAAAAGGAAAAACAAUCCAAUGAAAAUCAGAAUAAUGCAAAGACGGAUAAGGAAAGAAACAAAUCUAAGGAGGCAAAAGGGUCAGAGGGGAAAAAAGGUACAAAGGUGGACGCACUUAGCGCCAAGAAAGGAAAAAAAAAAAACGACACUAGCAAGACCAACGGUAAUGAAAAACACAGCAACACGCAAAAUGAAUCAGACGAUGAAAGCGAAUAUCGAUCAGCCAUUGUGUGUAUAUUGGGUCAUGUCGACACCGGAAAAACCAAAUUACUGGACAAACUUCGACAUACAAAUGUACAGGAUAAUGAGGCCGGAGGAAUUACACAACAAAUCGGAGCGACCUUUUUCCCAAAGGAUGUCUUAGAUAAGGAAAUAAAAAAAGUAGAUGAAAGUAUCAAGUGCAUGUCGAAAGGAAUUAUGAUUAUCGAUACCCCGGGGCAUGAGUCAUUUUACAAUUUGAGGAAAAGAGGUUCCUCUCUCUGUGACAUAGCCAUUUUAGUGAUUGACUUAAUGCACGGAUUAGAACAACAAACAAAGGAAUCCAUUCAAAUAUUGAAACAAAGGAAUUGCCCUUUUGUUAUUGCAUUGAACAAAAUUGAUAGGCUUUAUAUGUGGAACAAGAAUGACUGGUCUCCAUUUAACAGCACUUUUAAUAAGCAAAAGGAAAAUACACAAGAUGAAUUUAAGGAUAGACUACAAAAUAUCCUUAAUGAGCUAGCCGAACAAGGAUUGAAUUGCCAACUCUAUUGGGAAAACCCCAACCCACGGAAGUAUGUUUCCAUCGUACCGACAAGUGCAAUAACUGGAGAAGGAAUUGCCGACUUAAUCAUGAUUUUAGUAAAGCUGACCCAGAAUUUUAUGCUUAAAAAUAUUGAAUACCAUGAUAAAUUAGAAUGCACCGUUUUGGAAGUAAAAAAUAUUGAAGGGCUAGGAACAACCAUCGACGUAAUUCUCACUAAUGGCGUCCUGAAGGAAUCAGAUACCAUCGUCCUGUGUGGUAUGAAUGGACCCAUUGUCACAGUUAUUAGAGCUUUAUUAACUCCACAACCGUUAAAAGAGCUAAGAAUAAAAAACGAGUAUGUGCACCACAAAUCUAUUAAGGCAUGCAUUGGAGUGAAAAUCUCUGCCAACGGAUUGGAAGAAGUGCUCUGUGGUACUUCCUUAUUCGUUGCCAACAACACCAACGAAAUUGAAGACUACAAAAAGAAAGCAAUGACAGAUGUUUCAGAUGUCUUCAAUCAUGUCGAUAAAACGGGGGUAGGUCUGUACGUUAUGGCUAGCACCCUUGGUUCCUUAGAAGCAUUACUCAUCUUUUUAAAGGAUUCCAAAAUACCCGUUUUUGCAGUGAAUAUUGGAACAGUGCAAAAGAAAGAUGUGAAGAAAGCUAGCGUCAUGAGGGAGAAGGGGAAACCUGAAUAUUCAGUCAUCCUAGCCUUUGAUGUUAAAAUCGAUCCAGAAGCAGAGAAGGAGGCGCAAAUCUUAGGAGUGGAAAUUAUGCAGAAGGAUAUUAUUUACCACUUGUUUGAUGCCUUCACAAGUUAUAUUAAAAAAAUUGAGGAAGAGAAAAAACAGAGCAAGUUGACGGAUGCCAUUUUCCCAUGCGAACUGUCCAUUGUCAACGACUGUGUAUUUAAUAAAAAGGAUCCAAUCGUCAUUGGGGUUAAGGUAGAUUGUGGAAUAUUGAAAAUUGGAACCCCACUAUAUAUCCCUGAGAAGAGCCUAAAAAUAGGAAACGUCGUUAGCAUUCUCUUGAACAAAAAAACCUGUGAAAAAGCCAAAAAGGGAGACGAAGUUUCUAUUAAAAUUUGUGGAGAACCACACAUCACCUUUGGAAGGCACUUUGAUUUUAAUCAAAAGAUAUACAGCAAAAUUACCAGAGAGAGCAUUGACGUAUUGAAGGAGUACUUUAGGAGCGAGUUAACCAUGGAGGACUGGAAACUCGUCGUGCAGCUCAAGAAAAUCUAUAACAUUAUCUGA